AUGGAAUCCACCAACAUGUCCUAUCUGAACCCAAGGACAGUGACUUUGAUUGGGAUCCCUGGACUAGAGCAUGUGCAGUUUUGGAUUGGGUUUCCAGUCUUUGGAGUGUGCCUAGUGGCCUUUUUGGGGAACAUCUUUUUGUUAAUCAUUAUCACUACAGAACGCAGUCUGCAUCAACCUAUGUACAUCUUCUUGGCAGUAUUGGCAGCAACUGACUUAGGUCUCUGUGCAGCUAUUGCUCCUAAGAUGUUGGCCAUCUUCUGGUUUGGCUCUUGCUCCAUGGCUUUUGAUGCCUGUCUCACCCAACUCUUCUUUAUUCAUGCCUUGCAAGGCGUGGAAUCUGGCAUCCUCUUGGCAAUGGCCUUUGACCGUUAUGUUGCCAUCUGUGAUCCUUUGAGACACACAUCUAUCCUCACACCUUUAUUUCUAUUUUGGGUGGUCCUGAUAGUGACAAUCCGGGCAAUGGUGCUUGUUGGGACUUUGCCCAUUCUACUCAAACGACUGCAAUUUUUCCACUCUGUGGUUAUUGUCCAUUCUUACUGUGAGCACAUGGCUGUAGUCAAGCUGGCUGUAGAAGAUGUCCAUAUUAACAAAUCAUAUGGGCUCUUUGUGGCUUUUGCAAUUCUAGGUUUUGACAUGACCUUUGUCUUCAUUUCCUACCUUCUGAUUUUUCAUACUGUUUUCCGUCUUCCCCAGAAAGAGGCACGACUCAAAGCAUUCAAUACUUGUUCCGCUCAUAUUGUUGUCUUCCUAGAGUUUUAUAUCCUUGCCUUUUUUUCUUUCUUCAGCCAUCGUUUUGGUCAUGUGUCUCCUUAUGCCCACAUCCUCUUGUCUACCAUCUAUCUGCUUGUGCCUCCUGCUCUUAACCCUAUCGUCUAUGGUGUGAAGACCAGGGAUAUCCGCAGACGGGUUGUUCAAAUUUUUAUUCAGAAGCCCGACACUCAGCAAUAA
Molecule: messenger RNA, 951 nt
Organism: Carlito syrichta (Philippine tarsier)
Lineage: Eukaryota; Metazoa; Chordata; Mammalia; Primates; Tarsiidae
Product: olfactory receptor 52A1-like
Exons: 1
Coding region: 1-951 (316 amino acids)
Biological process (GO): G protein-coupled receptor signaling pathway
Cellular component (GO): membrane
Molecular function (GO): G protein-coupled receptor activity; olfactory receptor activity
Source: RefSeq, a predicted model, not a curated record